AUGGCUCGCCAGAAGAACAAGAAGCGUGUACGGGCAAAGGACCGAGUAGCUUCUUCUGAAACUUGGUCAGCGGACGCUCAACAAGGGCCAACCAGGGAAUUGACACAACCAUCGCCAACAACCACCACCGUCCCCCCACACCAUCGAAACAGCCGACCGAGGAUGGAAGACAUAACCCACCUCGACGCCUAUCUCGAAUACAUGCAGAUUUCACAUCCAAAUGGGUCAUUGAUGACGUCUACUACUUCCAAAGCCAUCAAAAACCGUCAUUUACGACACAAUGAGAUUCGACAGCUGAUUCGAGCAGUGGACAAUAAACUAACUGGUGCCACAACCGAUCAAAACGCGCCUUGGUCGCCGUCCCGUGUUGCAAUCCCCCCCACGUAUGCUACUGCCGAAUCGACCUCCACCACGGUCACUCACGCCGCAGACUGGGCUGGCGUUGUUGACCCCUCUGUCUACGGCACUAUCGGAUGUAAAGUCCAGUACAGACCCCCAAAAAAGAAGCCACCAGUGGCAGUCAGGCCGCUGGACAUGGAUGGCGUUGCCUUAUCGACCAUUGCCUAUUCGUCUGCUAUGCUCCCAUACUUCAGAGGGAUAGGGGUGGGAGAUUUCUGGACCCUCACAUUCGUCUACGGCCGCUUUGAGCGAAGCUGGAGGGUCGUGCUGUAG
Verticillium dahliae VdLs.17 is the source of this 672-nucleotide messenger RNA. RefSeq lists its product as uncharacterized. Bases 1 to 672 code for a protein of 223 amino acids. NCBI's taxonomy places the organism in Eukaryota, Fungi, Ascomycota, Sordariomycetes, Glomerellales, Plectosphaerellaceae. The transcript has 3 exons. The record is from RefSeq and is a predicted model, not a curated record.